Molecule: messenger RNA, 2918 nt
Organism: Uranotaenia lowii
Lineage: Eukaryota; Metazoa; Arthropoda; Insecta; Diptera; Culicidae
Product: DDB1- and CUL4-associated factor 10 homolog
Exons: 6
Coding region: 729-2429 (566 amino acids)
Cellular component (GO): Cul4-RING E3 ubiquitin ligase complex
Molecular function (GO): protein binding
Source: RefSeq, a predicted model, not a curated record
AUGAUUUCACACUCGGUUUGAGAAGGAUCGCUAAAAUCGUGCUUAAAGGUAUUAUUAAUUUGGAAACGUUGAUUAGCUUCGACUAAAACUGGUUCAAUAGUUCAUAGAGAUUGUUUUACAAAACACGUUCUAUGGGGUGUUGAGUUGGUUGAGCUUAGAUCAAUACUCAAAACUGAUCAAGGUGCACGGUUUUGGGGGAAAUUGUGCAACAAAAUAAAUAGACCUCCCGCACGAGGUCUGUACGUUACACAUCUGUGGGCCGGUAAAAGUUCGGCAGCGAGAAAAACAAGAAGAACUCCGCACCGUAUAAAGUUGUCAGAAAAUUCGAUAAAAAUUUUCCCGUGCCGUGUGAUUGUCGCGUUCACGCAAUGAUUAUUGUUCGGGAAUAAGUGGGAAAACGGUGAAUUAAAGCACGGAAAUUUUGCUCAAAAUUUCUGUUAAUGGCCUGAAUGUUCGAAGAGAAGUGUUGAAAGAUAAAUCGGAGAAGCGGAAGCUCGAUUUGUUUAUCGUGUCUGCUAAGGUGUCCAUCUUGCGUGGUGAAGAAAGUGAAGUGCGAGAAUCGGCAACAAAAGUAUAAAAAGGUGCUACGCCAUCCCGGUCAAGUUUAUCCGGUUUUUCCUAGCUUGGUGACCGCUGUAUUUGCUGGUGAUCUCUAGUUUGGAGUAUUGAAACCCAGAAGAAAGUGUGUCGAUCAGUGUUCGUAGAUAAAAAUUUGAAGAAAAGUUCAAAUGACCCUGCAUUCGCUGUUACGGCGUCGGGAAAGUGGGUUCCCGGUGCGGUUCGGCGACGGCGAUGCGGUGCACCGAGCCAUCUACUACUCGCUGGAACCGAAAAAGAGCUGGAACGAUCAGCGGAACGCCUGCAAUACCUGCGAGUAUGGGGGAGCGUACAAUUUAGAAUUUUCCCCGGAUGGAUCGAUCCUGGUGGCGGCUUGCGAGAAGAAAACGAUCGUACUGUUCGAUCCGAUCACCGAGAAGCAGAUGUGCACCAUCAAAAAUGCCCACAACGAUAGCGUUAAUUGCGUCAAAUUCCUCGACAACCGUAUGUUUGCGACCUGUUCGGACGAUUCGACCGUUGCCCUGUGGGAUACCCGGAAUCUCAAGUCCAAAAUACGCAGCCUCCACGGGCACUCGAACUGGGUCAAAAACAUUGAAUACUCAAAGAAAGACUGCCUGCUGGUGACGUCCGGCUUCGACGGGUCCAUCUUCACCUGGGACAUCAACAGCUACACCGAGCACGGGUUCGUGUAUCAGAAAGUGUUCUACACGCCGGGUCUGAUGCGAUGUCGCCUAGUGCCGGAUGAAAACCGGCUGGUCAUCUGCACCACCGGCGGCUAUCUUAUCAUCAUCCACAACCUCAAUCUGGCCUCGCUGGCUAAGGAUCUCAGAGGGUUUAGGCCCAAUCUGUACCGGCUCAUGCAGCUGCGGCACCAGUUCAUCCCGAAUGCGGCCCGGUACGAUCACGCCUUCUCCCGGAAGCAAAAGUACAACCGGGUGGAGCUGGUCACUGACUUCCCGGAAGGCAACGACGCGGAAGUUAUCAGCUCACUCCAGAUUCAUCCCCAGGGGUGGUGCGCACUCAGUAGGAACAUGAGCUAUGACGAAAGCUCAGAGUGGAGCUGCGUGCACGACAUCCAGGAGCUUACGACGGAAGACGAAGAAAUGGACAGUGACAGUGACGAGGAUGGCAACGGCAACAACGGGUCCGAGCACCGCAAUCAGGAUUCUUCAACAGCCGGCGAAGGUGGAGGUGGCGGCGGGGGUGGUGGUGCUGCUGAGGGUGGAGGUUCAGCGGCAGCUGCUGCUGCAGCGGCCCUCGUCAACGCGGCUGUCGGCGAACCAACGGUGCCGGAACCGAAUCGUCUCGGCGCACCUCCGGCAGCCGCAGCUGGAGUCAUCAAUGCAGAAUUUCCUACCCCUAAUUCGGACAUUUGGGCGGCAGAAGUGUCGCUGCGAAACAGGAACCUCCGGGCCGAGAAUACCCGAUCGUUGAACAUGACCAACGUGUACGGUAUUACCAGCGGAUUGGUUCCUCUUAGUCCGGCCGAACAUCAACAGCGGUUUCAGCAAACAAUAACGGUCAACGUGAACCGGAUGUUGUACUACAUCGAGGAACCGAACAAGGGCAAAGGGUUCAUCAAGGAACCGUGUUUCUCGGCCGACGGGCGGAUCAUCUGCUCCCCGCACGGUUGCGGCAUUAGACUGUUAGCGUUCAACGAGCGCUGCAACGAACUACCGUUCAUAACGGAUCGCAGCGGAGGUGGCCCUGUGGAUCAGCAGGGCCCAAUCCAACCGAAGCCCCUCUACGAAAUCAAGACUAAGCAUUGCCACUCGGAUGUGGUCGUUAGUAGUAAGUUCAGUCCCAAGUUCCCGCUGCUGGUGUCCGGUUGUUUGCGUGGUAAAAUAGUUUGGCACCAACCGGUGCUGUAAGGUGGAUGCGAGACGAAUGAUUAACGAGUACGAAUGAAUGACUGAAUGAAUGUUUUCGCGAGGUAAGACACUUCGGCCUGUAUCCGAACAAAUAAACCAACCAACCAACCAUCCGUGAGGAGUUGUACUUAUUUCGAUGGAACAAUUAUGAUGUUUGAGACAACAACAUGUAAAACUUAAACUAAACUCAACAGCGUGCCGAAAAUCGUGUACUAGAGCUAACUUUGGGGCGAGUAUUCUCCUAUCACUCGGACUAAAGGAUUCCACUAUCAAACUUUACCUCCUACGCCCAACGGCUUAUGUUUGACUUGUACGUACCACUUGCUCAAUCAUCAGUUUUACUAGUAGACGGUAAACGUGAAUCCGUUCGACCCGCGUUCUGGCGUGAGAGGGAGGCAAAAUUAUAAAAAUUUGAUGUGAAAACAAAUUCAUCACGAUGUAAUCAUUUAACGAUGUAAUAAUAACAACAAACAGCAAGUCGAUUGUGAA